UCGUCAUCCGCAGCUGCCACCAGGCAAGAUUAUGUCGCUACCAGCGCCGAGGGGCGCCUUUAACUUCAUCAUUGACACAAUGCACAUGAUGGAACGGAAAGUGGUAGAUGCAGCGCCUGCAACUUGUCCACAGUACCAGAGAUGAGCUCGAUUCUUCGCCAGAUCGUAGCAUCUCCGAGAGUCAGACAUGAAGAGGCAGGGCUCGACCUGUGCUAUGUAACGGACAACAUCAUUGCCACGUCCGGUCCGGGUUCUUCCUAUCCGCAGGUGGCAUACCGCAAUCCACUCAAGGACCUUGUAAGGUUCCUCGACGCCAAGCACGGCGAAGACUGGUCGAUAUGGGAGUUUCGGGCUGAAGGCACCGGCUACGAUGAUGACGACGUUCACGGCAGGAUACGGCAUUAUCCAUGGCCAGAUCACCACCCGCCGCCAUUUGCGCUAAUACCGCUGAUCAUGGGCAGCAUGCGAAAUUGGUUGAAAGAGAAGGAUAGCAGAGUUGUGGUUGUUCAUUGUAAGGCAGGCAAAGGCCGCAGCGGGACGGUGGCAUGCAGUUACCUGAUCAGUGAGGAAGGCUGGAGUCCCGAGGAAGCGAUGCAAAGGUUUACUGAACGCAGGAUGCGACCAGGCUUUGGCGCUGGUAUCAGCAUUCCAAGCCAGAGGCGCACAAUCAGCUACGUUGAUCGGUGGACGAAGCAUGACAAGUUGUAUGUUGAGAGGCCGGUUGAGGUGUUGGAGUUGCACAUAUGGGGUCUCAGGGAUGGAGUAAAGAUCGCUGUUGAAGGCUACGUGGAAGAAGGCAAGGUCAUCAAGACUUUUCACACGUUUCAAAGAUCUGAGAGGGAGAUCGUCCGUGGCUCAAUAAGCAAGGAGACAGGGCUCGCUGACGCUGCGCGAGACUUCGUGGGACGAUCAAAGAAGCGAAACUUGCAAGCGCGCACCAAGGAUAACGACGACGACGUUCUUGAUGAAGUCAGCAACCCGGGCCUUGACCGGGUCGGAAGUGAUCUGCUUAUGGAUGCUGGAGGUGAUGUCGUUUUCAGACCUGGUACCAGAGUGGUGCUCCCGUCCAGCGACGUCAACAUGGACUUCGAAAGGAGAAACAAGACGAAAUAUGGCGGCUUUACCAUGGUUACUGCCGUCGCUCACGUCUGGUUCAAUGCUUUCUUUGAAGGAAGGGGACCGGAGCAGGGUGGCAAAGCCGAUAGCUCUGGUGUAUUCGAGAUUGAGUGGGAUGCAAUGGAUGGCAUCAAAGGCAGCUCAAAGAAGGGUAUCCGAGCCUUCGAUCGCAUGGCUGUUGUCUGGCAAGCAAUUGAUGUCUCGAGACAGCGAGGAGGCAGCGAAAUCCGGCCGCCGGCUAAGGGCGAGGCCGUUGCGCAAAUGCGGCCUGCCACUGAGAGGCAGACUGACGAUCAUAGUCAAGAUAAUGAGAAGAGGCUCGGUCUGCGAGAAGCAACUGCAGAGAGCGCACCCAUUAGCCGCGCAAGUAGCGUGACAGAAAUGACGCAUAACGCACGCGAAAAUGAAGUGCAGGACGAGAUUGAAGGAGUCAAGUCAUGCUCUCAACAGGGAGACAUUGAUGGAACAGCAAUAUCACAGACUGACGGUCUUGUCGCCGGCGCCGUAAGUGGCGUGCAACACCUGAGUACUGAAAGCCUGCCAGAUGGUCAGCCGGAGGCUGAGCUGGCAAACAGUCAUAGAAGCGCUGUGGGAAGUCUACACAAAGCGUGGAAGAAACAGCAUACGGUGUCCUGAUAAUUUCUCGAGAUUGAAUACGUUCGGCACACGAUUCUUCCACCAUCGCCGCAAAGAUUACGCAGGCAGGCCUAGAGAGGCGCAGAGCGCAACGGGCUUGAUGACUGUCGCUGCCGUACGAUUGCCAGCAGGCGGACAACGCGCAAGACGAAAGCGAUCAUCGAAGCUGC
Baudoinia panamericana UAMH 10762 is the source of this 1922-nucleotide messenger RNA. RefSeq lists its product as uncharacterized. The transcript has a single exon. The coding region runs from base 142 to 1752 and encodes 536 amino acids. Lineage: Eukaryota; Fungi; Ascomycota; Dothideomycetes; Mycosphaerellales; Teratosphaeriaceae. The record is from RefSeq and is a predicted model, not a curated record. Gene Ontology annotation, cellular component: plasma membrane; cell projection; cytosol. Gene Ontology annotation, biological process: negative regulation of cell population proliferation; cell motility; phosphatidylinositol dephosphorylation. Gene Ontology annotation, molecular function: phosphatidylinositol-3,4,5-trisphosphate 3-phosphatase activity; protein tyrosine phosphatase activity; protein tyrosine/serine/threonine phosphatase activity.